Salvia splendens (bonfire salvia) is the source of this 1489-nucleotide messenger RNA. Its product is annotated as pelargonidin 3-O-(6-caffeoylglucoside) 5-O-(6-O-malonylglucoside) 4'''-malonyltransferase-like. The coding region runs from base 197 to 1477 and encodes 426 amino acids. The record is from RefSeq and is a predicted model, not a curated record. The transcript is spliced from 2 exons. Lineage: Eukaryota; Viridiplantae; Streptophyta; Magnoliopsida; Lamiales; Lamiaceae.
CAUUUAAUUAACAUCUGUUUUUCCUGCCAAAAGUCAAAAUGUUAAGGCGUACAUGCCGUACAGUCUCAUUUUCUUAACAGCUCCAAUGUUAUAAAUACCAUACAUGAAUCAAUAACAAAGAUGUAGCAUAAGCAUAACAAUUCCCCCAAACUUAAAGAAGAAAUAGUAGUACCAGUUUUUUUUUUUGUGUCCAAACAUGAAGAUCAGCAUAGUAAGAAGAAAGUUGAUAAAACCAUGCACCCCAACUCCCAAAAACCUCAACAACUACAAACUCUCAUCCAUAGACGAGCUCAGCCCGCCAACAAACUUCGGCGUCGUCCUCUUCUACCAAUCAAAGCCGUCGAAACCAGCCAAUUAUGUGCUCGAAGAAUCCUUGUCGGGAAUCUUACCGCGGUUCUACCCUCUCGCGGGAAGAUACAUCGACGAGGACUUCAGCGUUGACUGCGUUGACCAGGGCGCCGAGUUUGUCGAAGCAGUAGCCGAUGCCGACGAUAUUGUGGAGGUAGACGAUCUUCUUCCGCGACGAGCGGACCAGUUCACGGGCCCCACCGAUCCGCUGCUGUCGGUUCAGGUCACGGAGUUGGUGAAAAGCGGGGGCUUGGCUGUCGGGGUUACUGUGUCGCAUAAGAUUUUCGACGCUUCUUCGAUUGGGACGUUUAUUGCUGCUUGGUCGAAUGCUAGCAUGAAUUUUGGGGGUGAAGAAGGGAUCGGUGUUGUUCCCAACUUCGAUCCUCAUUUGUUGUUUCCUGGUAAGAAGCGAAGUUACUUUCCUGAAAUGAAGCCAUCAGAAACCAGUCAAACCAGCAGUAUCGUUUCAAACCGUUUCUCAUUCAAGAAGGAAUCAAUAAGGAAUCUGAGAUCAAAGCUGAACCCAAAACAAGGCAUCAACAACAACAUGUUCUCGAAGGUUCGUCUCGUCUCCGCGGUCAUAGCCAAAGCCAUAAUCCGCAUCGACACAACAAAACACGGACGCCCGAGGCCUUCCCUCAUCAUUCAAGCCGUCGACAUGCGGCCGAGAACCACCCCGCCUCUCCCCAAGCACUCAUGCGGAGACCUCGCGUUGCAUGCCGUGGCAAAGUGUACGCACGGUGCGGCCGGUUUGGGACUUGAAGAAAUCGCAUGUGCGAUGAGCGAAGCCAUCGAAAAGACCGUCUCUGACUGCGCUAGGGUGCUGUCGCGUGGAUACGAGGACGUCGUUAUCGAGGCGGAGGCGGAUCUGAUCCAAGGGAUGAUGAGCUCGGAGAUGAAUUAUUUGAGUUUUAGUGAUUGGAGUAGGUUUGGGUUGUACGAUGCGGAUUUCGGGUGGGGGAAGCCGGUGUCGGUGGGGAUAGCGCGGGUGCCGUAUGAGAGGGCCACGGUGCUCGUGAAUGAUAAAGAUGGUGGUGGGAUUGAGGCGUGGGUUCAUUUGAGUUUAGAUGAUAUGGUUUGCUUUGAAGAAGAUGAUGAAAUUAAAUUGUAUGCUAGUAGAACUAUGUAAGAGUGGUAUAUG